This is a messenger RNA of Penicillium verrucosum, 1182 nucleotides long. RefSeq names its product putative integral membrane protein. The coding region runs from base 1 to 1182 and encodes 393 amino acids. Lineage: Eukaryota; Fungi; Ascomycota; Eurotiomycetes; Eurotiales; Aspergillaceae. The transcript has 4 exons. The record is from RefSeq and is a predicted model, not a curated record.
AUGACAGAUGAGCACCAAAGAAAGACGGCGGUUCAGACCAUCGCCGCGGUCUUCCUGCCUAUCGCCACCAUCACGGUGAUGAUGCGCAUCUAUGUCCGCGGUUGGAUCGUAAAGGCAUUUGGAUGGGAUGAUGGGGCUAUGGUAAUAUCAUUGCUAUUCUAUGCCAUGUUCUGCGGAACCAUGAUCGGAGGCUCGAUUUAUGGUACAGGGUAUAAGCUCGAAAACCUCGCUGUCGAAAAUCGUAUCAUCGCAAUGAGGUACUGGUGGCUCUGCGAGAUCGCCUACUGCUUCGCCUCGGUUGCAUGCAAGAUCUCCGUCUGCAUCUUCUUAAUGCGCAUCACUAUACGACCCCUCCACAUUUGGAUUCUCUAUACCGUCAUGGCUUUGACCGUCAUAGCAGGCCUGGUUUUCAUGUUCCUCAUGCUCCUUCAGUGCAGGCCACUCGAAUACUUCUGGACGAAGCUGGCCUACGAUCCUAAUAUUAUAGGAAAAUGCAUGGAUAUGAAGAUCAUCGUUAUCAUGACCUACAUUUACAGUGCAUUUGCCGCAUUGUGCGAUUUCACCGUCGGCAUCUUGCCCAUCUUCCUCGUCCACAAACUUCACAUGAAGCGUCAGACCAAGAUCGCUGUCAUGGGAAUCUUAAGCAUGGCUUGCAUUGCUUCAUCCGCGGUUAUCAUCCGUGUCCCCUUUGUCGCAACAUUCUAUGACCCCGACUUCCUCUACGCAACAUUCCAAAUUGCCAUCUGGUCCAACGUCGAAGCAGGCCUCGGCAUUACAGCCGGUAGUCUCGCAACCCUCCGACCACUCCUCCGUAUCUGGACCGGUUCUCACUCAGACCCAUACUACUCGGCUGGCUUUCCCGGCGGUCGUUCACGGUCUGCCUCGCGCCCGUUGGGAGGAACUGAAAACAGACCUUUUCCUUUAGGCUCGCUGGAUGAUAGCGGUCAGUCUCGCUUGAGACCAGAUAAGCUUGCUGUCACUGUCACGACUAUCCAGAGCCGGAGAGAUCGUGAGGAUACAUAUUCCACGAGCCCGAGUAGCAGCGAGGAGAGGUUGACUAUUGAUCGGCCUUCGCCUCGAUUGCCUGAUCUGGGGUUGGGGAUUCAUCGCACGUUUGAGGUUACGCAAACUUCGGCGGAAAGGGAUGAUGCUGAACGGAUGAUUGUGCGGGAACAUGUAUGA